Mugil cephalus (flathead mullet) is the source of this 1912-nucleotide messenger RNA. RefSeq names its product modulator of VRAC current 1 (gene mlc1). The coding region runs from base 223 to 1434 and encodes 403 amino acids. Gene Ontology annotation, biological process: regulation of response to osmotic stress. The record is from RefSeq and is a predicted model, not a curated record. The transcript has 12 exons. NCBI's taxonomy places the organism in Eukaryota, Metazoa, Chordata, Actinopteri, Mugiliformes, Mugilidae. Gene Ontology annotation, cellular component: cytoplasmic vesicle; plasma membrane; endoplasmic reticulum.
AAAGAGGAGGGGACAGGGGUGAGAGGGAGUGUUAGGCGUGAGGGAGAGAUAUGGGGAGCAGGAGGAGCCGCGGACAAACAUGAGCUGUCUUCUAGGCGGAGAUUUGAGCACAUUUGUGUGAAGGAUAACUUUCUGCUGGGAGAAAACUGUGGAGAUUCCUGCGAGGGACGCGACAAUAGAGGGUGUUUUUCCAUCCCUUCACAGACGCCGUCCGUUUCAGAGAUGCAGCGCGAGGAGAUGUCAGCCAGGGAGGAGUUCACCUACAGCCACAUGUCCACUUUGGAGAGAGGGAGCGGGACGCUGGGACGACGGAGCGACAGGGGGUCUGACAGAAGGUCAGACCGAGGGGACAGGGAUAGGCCCGAGCGGGACAGCUACACGGUGGACGUGAGGGCCAGUGACCUGCAGCUGGCCCAGCCGGAGCCUCUAAAGCAUCCCUGCUUCAGCUACAGGGCCUGGCUCUACAGUGUCCUCAUAGGGGGCAGUCUCCUCAUCACGUCUGGUUUCUCCCUGUACCUGGGGAACGUGUUUCCUGUUGCCAUGGACUACCUGCGCUGCGCCGCCGGCUCUGGCAUCCCUGCAGCGAUAGCUAGUUUCGCUAUUGCCAAGAACAGACAUGUUGCAGUGUCAGACUUCCAGGUGCUCUACGUGUCAACGUUUGCUGUGACGACCACGUGCCUGGUUUGGUUCGGUUGUAAACUGGUCUUGAACCCCUCUGCUGUUAAUAUCAACUUUAACCUCAUCUUGAUGAUUGUGCUGGAGGUAUUCAUGGCCAGCACCGUCAUCAUGUCGGCCCGCUCUGCAGAGGACUGCUGCUGUCACAGGAAGCCCUGUGACAGGCCCGUGGUUAUUAAACCUGCAGUGUUCCCCACUCGUCUCCUCAAGGCAUAUUCUGUGAUCGAGGUGAUAGUGGGAAUCUCGGCUGUUUUUGGAGGAAUUAUCGCGCUGAACAUGGACGCUUUGCUGCCUGGCCCUUACUUGUCUGUGACUUUUUUCUGGAUCCUCGUUGCUUGUUUUCCCAGUGCUAUUGCCAGUCACGUUGUGUCAGAGUACCCCAACAAAUGCCUGGUGGAGGUGCUGAUUGCCAUCAGCAGCGUGACGUCUCCCCUGCUCUUUUCAGCCUCUGGCUUCCUCUCUUGCAGUGUGAUCAGCUUCAUUGAAAUUUUCCUUCAUGAUGUGCCCACCGCCAAGCAAUCCUACGACAUCCUGCUGUUGAUUCUGAUGGUGUUGCUCCUGGUGCAAGCAGUUCUUACUUCAGCCACCGUGGUGCACUGUGCGACCUACAAGAGUCAGCUCCGCAUGGGGGCUCCAGAGUGCGAUGACGGCAUGCAGACCUCAACACAUUACUGUGAGCACAGAGCAUCCAAUGGAACGCUGCAGGAUUUUGACAAAGACAGAGCCUGGAAGGCCGUUGUGGUCCAAAUGGCUCAGUGAACUGUGACAUAGUACGCAUGGAGGUUUGCUGAGAACCGUGGAAGAGGAGGGAUAGAACAAUCUCUGUAAGCUGUAAGCACAGCUACAAUCCAGUACAAUCCAGAGAAAAGCAAUAUUAGAAGACGAAAAUGCAGAAAGAGGAAAGGAGAGACUUCAAUCAAGAACAAAAUAUGAAGAUAUUUGCAUAGAUAAUGCUUUGAGCACUUUGGUUCCACGUGUGAUUUACGUAACUUUGUCAUCGUUUCCUGCUAACUACAGCGAAGAUGUGUGUUUGACCAGGGCACCGAGGCUAUGACGUAGAAUCAUCAUUAGAGGAAUGCAGUUUAUGAUGCCUUCAAACAAAAAGAAUGUAAUUCUGGAUUUAAAGGAUGAUGCGGUUAUAAACAAAAAUUGCAUCCCGUAAAACAGAAAUCUAUAAAAUAAUAUCCCUUUUUUAAUGUUGCACCCAGUGCUCUGGUGAGUUUACAAAAAAAAAAUA